AUGGUCUCCUCGACCACAACGACGCGGCCAAAGGAGACCGUCGCCGCCCCGCGGCUCGUCGUCUCGGCGUCCCCGCAGUCGGCCCCGACCGUCCCUCGUCGUCACGCUCUCCCUCGCGACGUCGUGGCCUGGGUCCCCGACAGCCUGGCCGAGCGCUGCUACAGCUGCCAGACGGCCUUCUCGCUCAUGCUGAGGCGCCACCACUGUCGACGCUGUGGCAACGUGUUCUGCGACACGUGCUCGUCUGCGCGCAUGCCAUUGGUCCAUUCGACUUGCCACGCGCCUGUUCGCGUGUGUGCGAAAUGUUCCGUCGCGGCGAAGAAAGCGCAUGCAAAAAUGGUCCAGCAGCGCCAGACGGGGCAGUUGCACGUGGACCACAGGGCCACCCGACGCCAUAGUGAGACGGCGGGCGGACUAGGAGAGACAGAUGCUAGUGGGCGGACGGGGCGGUUCGUCUCGAUGUCGGACCACUGUACGGGCGGAUUCUUCGAUGGCCAGGAGGACUCGAGGGCGCGGGUCGGACGCAUGGACGGGAUGGCCAACGCCAUGGACGACCGACGGGAUGGGGCCAGUUUGUUUAUAGGCAGAGAUGUGGGAUCGAGGGACCUGGGUACGUCAGGGUUUCAGGCCAGGAACGGGGACAUUCUCACGUCGAAUGGCCGACGACGACGACGACAAGACGAGCAGGUGCAACCACACUUGCAACAAUUACAACGAGUGCUGCUGUCGGCGUUGCCUGCGUAUCAGAGAGACGUGUCAAGUGGAAGUUACAGUGAUCGAGAACGAACGACGAGUGACGAGACAGAUGAUGGAGGUGCACGGACUCUCAAUCAGGGUUCGAAUCGGUAUGGUAGAGGCAGGUUCCAGACGCUGCCGGGUGAAGCCGUGCUGGUGAGGAAUGACGAUGUGCGCUUGCGGUUUUUCGAUCAUGUGGAACAUGUCGGGAGGUUGUACGUGACCAACUUUCGACUUGUGUUUAGCCCGGAGUGGAACGGGUCAGGGCAUGAAGAUCGUGGAGCACGAUGCGAGCUGGAACAGGCACGCGGAACGAGGAACACGGACAAUCAGGAGCUCGUCGUCGAUGCGUGUGGAUUACAUGCAACGUCAUAUGAAGCGUACCAAGCGAUUCCACUCGUAACGAUUGAGCGUGUGAAGCGAAAGGAGAUGGUGGAGACUGAUAGUGGACUCUUGGAAGUUGUAGGCAAGGACUUUCGCCGGCUGCAAUUUGUCUUUGAAGGCUUGGUGUCGAAGCAGACGUUUAGCAAAUUCGAUCGCUCGUAUGUGCUCGCACGACUGCACGCAUUAGGUGAACCAGAAGGAAAAGUGGACGAGUUUGCAAAGUUUUCGCUCGAACGAUUCGAUGGUAUUAAUGGUGUAGUAGAUGGCUGGAAGAUGUUUGAUGCGGUGACAGAGUUCCAGCGAAUGGGUAUAUCUACGUUUACAGAUCGCUGGCGACUCAGCUACAUUAAUGAUGAGUACGAUCUAUGUCCAACAUACCCAUCAGUAUUGGCUGUGCCUGCCGCCGCUUCGGAUCGGGUGCUCGCAGUGGCCUCGAAAUUUCGGUCGAAAGGACGAAUACCUGUUCUUUCGUGGCGUGAUCGUCAUACAGGAGCAGUGAUUUGCCGCAGCAGUCAGCCACUUGUCGGGCUUGGACAAAAGCAGUGUGAUAAAGACGUGUUCCUCAUUCAAGCGAUUGCGGCGACAAACCCUUCCUCGACCAAACUUGUGAUCAUAGAUGCGCGACCCUGGAGAAACGCAGUCGCACAAAAGACUGUCGGUCGGGCUGGCUAUGAACUCACUGAACACUACGAGACUCGACAUGCCACAGCUAAGCUGAAGUAUGCAGAUAUGGUUGCAUCUGAGCAUAAUGCAGCAGCGGCUGCUGCUGUAUCUGCUGUUCCUGCACCAGAAACCAUGGCUGAAACAUCUGUCGAUAGAGACUUGCAAUAUUUGGAUCGAUCUUUCGGAAGCAAUGGAUCCGACGGUGGUGACGGAGGCAGACACACUCUGGAGGCAACGAAGCCGUCAUUGGUUUUGACAGAGUGCAAGCUGAUAUUCAUGGGUAUCGAAAAUAUUCACACAAUGCGUAAAAGCUACCACAAGCUUAUGGACUUGUGCACGACGAAGCAAAACAACGACAAGUGGCUAGACCAGUUAGCCUCUACCCACUGGAUGGACCACAUUUCUCGUAUUUUAGAAUCAGCAGUUGAAAUUGCACGCAUCGUCAAGGAGCAGAAGUCAAGCGUCUUGAUUCAUUGCAGUGAUGGUUGGGAUCGUACAGCACAGCUGACAUCGCUGACAGAGCUGUUGAUCGACCCUCACUACCGAACAGUUGUCGGAUUCCAGCUACUGAUCGAGAAGGAGUGGUGUUCGUUCGGCCACAAAUUUAGAGAUAGAACGGCGCAUGGGACCGGUAGCAAUUCCAACGAAUUCUCUCCGAUAUUUUUGCAGUGGAUGGACUGCGUCUGGCAAGUUCUGGCCCAGUUUCCGAGCGCUUUCGAGUUCAACGAGCGGUACCUCAUCCUUAUUCUUGACCAUCUGUACUCGUGCCGAUUUGGUACAUUCCUGUACAACUCGGAACGUGAGCGCCUGGAGCAGGAGUCAAUCCAUCCGACGCAGUCCCUGUGGUCCUAUCUCAGCACGAUCGAUCACGCAAUUGUGGUGAAUCCUUUUUACCGCGUGCAAACAGCAUCUCGCACGAUGUACCAAGUGGGCGCUACAGCCACAGGGCGGCAGCGCUUGGAAAGAACGUCAGCGCCGUCGUACGGAAGUUUACCUAAUGAAAGGGUCAGGAAUGGAUUUGACUUGUUCGCUGGGUCUAAUACACGCUGUGAUUUUGCCACUGAGGAAGCGUGCAAAAGUGCUGGGUCUGUGCAUUUGUCACCAUUACGCCCCAAGACCGAUUUAGCUGAUACAGGCACGGGUGCUCACUUUGAGCCUGAUGCGCAACGCCACCGUAUCGGUAAUGAUGGUUUGCCUCAAAGAGGCAAUGGCAUGGACCACAGGAGUGAGUCAGAUGCGCUAAACAUGCAGUCAUCCUGCCACCAUAAACUUGUAAUAAUGCGCGACCUCGAUUCGGGCUUUUCAUUCCCGCAAUCUCUAGACGCGUCGUCCGCAUCCAAGUUUACCUCCCCACUACUGGUCGCACCGCGCUCUCGAUCAUUCAACUUUUGUUCGAAUUCGGGCGACGGUGCAGCUGUUGGAAGAGGGUUGACACCAAAUUUUCGCUCGUCCAUGACACCUUUCGUGGUAUCCGUAGAGGAGCUAUCUGCGAAUGCUAUGUGGACUACCCCUGGCACUGAGACUGCAGCUGAGACCGAUGAAACCGGUAGUUAUAACGAUUCCUCUUUUUGCGAAGAUGUGAUCAUACCGUCCAGCUCGAUGAAGUCGCUUCAUUUUUGGGUCCACUAUUACCUGAGAUGGGAUCUAAACAGUCAUUUCGACCGAGAUGCAAGCGUUGAAUUGGAAACGUUGCAUCUAGGUCUGAUACUGCAGAUCAAAGCAUUAACGAAGCAGAUCGAUAUCGUUCGGGAGGAUGAAGCUGGAAAGUGGGAGCUCAAGAUGCAGACGCAGUGCCUGUUCGAUUUACAGAACCGCUGUGACUGCAUUGGGACUACCACAAACAUUGUGUCACCAUCAAGAGGCCGCUAUCGUUGCAAUGAGCGAGCAAUAUCGGGAGACAGCACAUCUUCUCAGGACUCCGGAUUUGGGGCAUCGAUUGCCACAGAUGGGAAGGAUGCUGUUGCGAGCUCGAGAGAUCUUGAGACCCAGAUCGCGAGGCUGAAGUCGCAAAAACUCCGAAGACUUCGAGAAGCAGAAGAAAUCUAUCAGGAAGAGCUUACCCGCUUGCUACAGGAAGCUGAUUGA
Peronospora matthiolae is the source of this 3867-nucleotide messenger RNA. Lineage: Eukaryota; Oomycota; Peronosporomycetes; Peronosporales; Peronosporaceae. The record is from the annotation of a GenBank genome assembly.